CAAACACCGCUAUUCCAAUCAAACCCUCUCUCAUCAUCAGUUCAUAUUGAGCCAGUGGAUCUUCAUAGCAAGAAGAUUUAAAAUGAAUCAAGCCAAAAGGGUCAGAGAGUCAUCGAUGAAAUCUUUUACUUUAAAUGAUGACGGAUAUGAGCUGCCUGAUGACAUUGACCUAGCGUCAAUGGAUGAGGAUACAACCUUGGCGCAUUUUAGAUGCCCAAUGUGUGGCGAGUUACUGGUGGAUGCUACUAGGGUAACUCCAUGCCGGGAUCUAUUUUGCACAGACUGCAUUCGGAGUUUUCUAUUUGAACUUGGAAAUAAUGCGUGCCCAGGCUGUAUGGUUGAUUUAGGACUCGACCCUGAGGAAUUCCUGAGGACGGGAGAACUCAUUGCUUUUGUUGACCUGAACAGUUUUGAGGAACAGCUCAGUGUUUUUGUUGAGGCCUUAGCGGAAUAUUUUAGAGGCAGAAGGGAGAGGGAUGCCUUGAUUGCCAAAACCAGAGAGAAAAGUGAGAAAAGAUACCGUACAGUUCUUACAAAGCCAAGUUCAGGAAUCUUGACGAAAAAGCGUUUUAUGACUCAGGCAAAGGCAGUAGGAGCCAGUUAUGCAGCUGCGGUAGCCAGCCCUGUAGAUGACAGCGAAUCAGACAGGAUGAAGGUUGAUGAGGAGGCCUCAUCUUGUAAAAGCAAAGAACUCUAGAAUUCUGUAUUUUAUGAGAUACACCAUCUGUAUGUGUUGUACUCCACUCUUCUCUUUUUUUUUCUUUUUUUUUUUUCCUUCUUGUUUUCCGGCCUUUGGUAGUUCAAAAUGUUGUGACAUUUUCUUGGUAUAUGUUGUAACUUUGUACAUCCUGAACAGAAAACCUAGCAACUUCUGGCUAGUCAAAAUUUGUUGUUACUGUUGCCCAUCAAGCGCUCCUAGUUACAUUACAAUUUUACUAGCAUUGAAGGCCACUAUUAUGGGCAGAAGAGUAUAUCAGUUAUUGAUCCGCAGUAAGAGUUUUUCUUUAACUAGCUGUCCAUUCCCAAACAAGUUGACUUUUGUGGUUCUUAGCUGCAAAUUCUGUUCCUACGAGUUUUCAAGGCAUUUGCCGAUUCCCUAAAGAGGUUUUCUGCUUCAUUUCCUAAUUUGAAGCUACAGUCUGCUCAUACCAGAAGCAACCUUCCACAAUGUUUGCAUUUUGAGACAG
Oldenlandia corymbosa var. corymbosa is the source of this 1187-nucleotide messenger RNA. The record is from the annotation of a GenBank genome assembly. NCBI's taxonomy places the organism in Eukaryota, Viridiplantae, Streptophyta, Magnoliopsida, Gentianales, Rubiaceae.